Messenger RNA from Colletotrichum gloeosporioides, 1479 nucleotides. RefSeq names its product Aminopeptidase. Gene Ontology annotation, biological process: proteolysis. Gene Ontology annotation, molecular function: metalloexopeptidase activity. The coding region runs from base 1 to 1479 and encodes 492 amino acids. NCBI's taxonomy places the organism in Eukaryota, Fungi, Ascomycota, Sordariomycetes, Glomerellales, Glomerellaceae. The transcript has 4 exons. The record is from RefSeq and is a predicted model, not a curated record.
AUGAAGACCACCUCAGCCCUCGCCGCGGCGCUGUUCGCGCUGCGCUCCUUCGCGACCGACCCCCUCACCGCCGACAAGGCUGAGGCCGACAUUCUGACCACGGAACUCGAGCGCAACCUCUGGAACUUGAACAAGAUUGCCAAGGACAACGGCGGCAACCGUGCUUUUGGUCUUCCGGGUUACAAGGCGUCGUCCGACUACAUCCUCGAGCGUGUCCAAGGCCGCUUCCACAAGCAGCUUGACACCAAGAUCCAGUACUUCAACCACACCUUUGCCCAGACUCGUGAGAUCAAGGUCACCGGUCCCGACGAUGAAGAUGUCUACGUCGUAGCUCUUCAGUACAACCACCCGACCUCGCUUCCCGACGGCGACACUGCACCCCUCAUUGACAUCCCCGUCGAUGAUGAGCGAGGCUCUGGCUGCUUCGCCGACCAGUGGGAAGGUAUCGAUGCCACCGGCAAGCUCGCGCUCGUCAAGCGCGGUGUCUGCGCCAUCUCCGACAAGCUCAAGCUCGCCAAGGCUGCGGGUGCCGUCGGUGUCAUUCUCUACAACCAGACUCCUGGCACCAACAUCGGCUCUGCCACCUUGAGCGCCGAGAACCUGGGCCUGCUGGUGCCCGUUGGUCUUAUCCCUCUCGAGGUUGCGACCGCCUGGCAGGAGCGGCUCAAGGCCGGUGAGACCCUCGAGGUCACCCUCCUGGUCGAUGCCGAGUGGGAUGAGCGCGAGACCUGGAACAUCAUCUCCGAGACCAAGGAGGGCGACCCCAACAACGUUAUUGUCCUCGGUGCUCACUUGGACUCUGUCCAGGCUGGACCCGGUGUUAACGACGACGGCUCUGGUACUAGCGCUCUCCUUGAGAUCGCCGGCUCCUUCAAGAAGUACUCGGGCUUCAAGAACAAGGUCCGCUUCAUCUGGUGGGGCGCCGAGGAGAGCGGUCUCGUCGGAUCUCUCUACUACACUGCUCAGCUGUCCGAGGCUGAGGCCGACGCCAUUCGCUUUUACUGGAACUACGACAUGAUCGGCUCCAUCAACCCCGUCUACAACGUCUACCUCGGCGACAACGAGGGCGACAAGUUCGGCGCCCAGCCCAUCCACGACUACAUCGCCGCCCAGGGCAAGCCAGCCGCUUUCGGUGGCUUUGGCAGCAGCUCCGACUAUGUUGGCUUCCUUAGUCUGGGAAUCCCCAGCAGUGGGAUUUUCACCGGCGCCGGUGAACCAACCGACCCUUGCUAUCACUUGGCUUGCGACACCCUCGACAACAUCAACUGGGACGCCAUUACCAUCAACACCAAGGCAGCUGCCCGUGUUGCCGCCGACUUCGCCAACGAGCUGCCCGCGGGUCUCCCCCGUCGCAGCAAGACUACGCCUGCCCGCCGCAACCGUGAGGCCAUUCGCCGCGAGUUUCAGAGGUGGGCUCUCGCUGCUGAGCAGGCCGAGCACGCCAAGAGUUGCUCUCACGGCGAUGACCAUGUUGUUUAG